AUGCCAUUUUUCCAAGUACAACUUAAAAGAUCACUUAUAGGAUUACCAGCCAAAACUAGAUUAACAGCAACUUCUAUGGGAUUAACCAAGACUGGUAGAACUUUAAACUAUGAAAUUAAUCAAAGUAUUGCAGGUAAAUUAUUAACUUUAAAAGAAUUAAUUAAAGUUGAUAUUGUUGAUGAAAAAAAAGAUAGAGAAGGUUUAAGAAAAGCAAGAAAAAGUGAUCCUGGUUUUAUUGUGGAGAAACAAGUUGAUAAUCAAGUAUGA
Molecule: messenger RNA, 267 nt
Organism: Hansenula ciferrii
Lineage: Eukaryota; Fungi; Ascomycota; Saccharomycetes; Phaffomycetales; Wickerhamomycetaceae
Gene: MRPL33
Product: mitochondrial 54S ribosomal protein uL30m MRPL33
Exons: 1
Coding region: 1-267 (88 amino acids)
Source: RefSeq, a predicted model, not a curated record